CGCGGCACCGCGAGAAUGUUCGACGACAUCCUACGUUAUUUCCGACUUUCUCAAAUUAAUCGGAAAUUGGACAUCACGGAGAAUUCCGCACGAGGCAGUUCGCAGGACGCAGCGGCGAAUUUCGUCGGUAGACCUGGACCAUCGCUGGACCUCAACGCGAAACGAGAAGAGGCGCCACGGAGGCGUGAUAUGAAAUUGGUGCCAACGAUUCAGCUACCACAGCUACCACCGGUUUCCGCCGCGGGCGGAAUAACCGGAAUGGAUUCCCGGUUGCCUUCGAACAUACCGCUGCCUUUCGGUACGGACUUCCUUUGGCGGGCCCAGUAUGGGCCGAUAAACUUCCCGCACACCACGCACCCGCCGCCCAGUUCUCUCUUGGACUUUAAGACACAUUUGCCAGCGAACCUUGCAUCCGACCCCAGAUUGUGGUCGCGAGAAGAUGUGGCGGCGUUCCUGCAAUGGGCCGAGAGGGAAUUCGAUCUGCCGACCAUCGACAUGGAGGGGUUUCAGAUGAACGGCAAGGCCUUAUGCCUACUGACGAAGGCCGACCUCGGAGACAGAUGUCCAAGCGCUGGUGACGUUCUGCACAACGUGCUCAAUAUGUUGGUGCGCGAUUUCAGCCAACUGCAGAGAUGCAUGCCGCACAGCCCGGUCACACCGACCAGGCCGACCGCGUAUCCCCUGAGCCCGCACUCUCACCCGCCAACGCCAACCUGGACGGACAAUCCGUAUGCUCAGAAUCUUGCCUCUCUUAUGUCGGCCAACUCGGUAACAUUGUCGCCGGCACCAUCUGUGGACAGUCAAGCAGGUUCGCCUGGUCACGCAGACGGCAACCAGACGCAGGUCUACAAAAGCGAUUCGGACGAGGACAAUCAGCAAGUGAGCGGUAACAGCAGCCCACCGGCGACACCGACCGCCCUGACGGUGCAGAGACUCAGCGAGGUUAGCGUCAAGGAUCAACCGAGUCCGACGUUACCGCCACAGCUAAUGCCAUUGACACCUGGUGCAUUUCGCUCGACUGCGAGCACCGCUGCCCGGGAAUUCUUCCCCAGCGACUCCUCGGAGCCUAACACCAACGGCAGAUUGCUUUGGGACUUUCUUCAGCAAUUAUUGAAUGAACCGUCGCAACGGUAUACACAUUACAUCGCGUGGAAGAAUCGAGAGACUGGUGUGUUUAAGAUCGUCGAUCCACCGGGUCUUGCGCGACUCUGGGGGAUCCAGAAGAAUCAUCUCUCUAUGAAUUACGACAAAAUGAGUAGAGCACUUCGUUACUAUUACCGCGUGAACAUACUUAGAAAGGUCCAGGGCGAACGCCACUGCUAUCAAUUCUUACGUAACACGGUCGAGUUGAAGAACAUCAAGAACAUAUCGGCGCUGCGUCAACACACGCGAAUAAAAUCGGAGCCGGAGCCGGAGGAAGAAGGGGCUUUCACCAAUAUCGAGUCGGAAGUGGACAUGCCUACGGAUCUCUCGAUGUCCAGUAUGAGCCAGCCAUCGAGCGAACAGCCCCUUCCGUUGCACGACCCACCUGCCAAGUACAGAUCAAGUCACGCGUACAACCUCGUUAGGACCAAUCAGGAGCCGGAAGAGAGGAAGUGACGCGGGACCUAGCGAUGACAGGAACGCAACGAUCGUGCGUAAUCGUUAACGCCGUGGGCGUAGAAGCCGGCAACAAGGCGACCUUUCGAUGAAAGAGGGUCUCGUAUCGGCAACCAACUAACUGAUCAAGCAAUCGGACCAAGUGUCUUCGAUUAGUUCAUUGUUCGUUGACGAAAAGGCAGUAUCAUUCGCGCAAGGUAAAGUCGAAGAAGGCUAUUGAGUCGCGCACGAGAGAGAAAGAGAGAGAGAGAGAGGAGGAAGGGGAGAAGAAAAAGAAAGACAAAGAGGAAGAGAAUACAUAGACAGAGAAAGAGGACGAACGAAGUAACGAAAAGAUGCAUUAAGAAUCAUGUAAAAUUGUGAUGUUUUGGCGAUGUUUUGGAACUUUGUCGACAUACAAUCGCUACUAAUUCGGAUUUUAUAAGGAUAACUGUUUGCGCGGGAUGCGACAGAAGACUGUUACAAUACAAUACCCUCCCAAGACCACGCUACGAGACUCUCUGAUAAUAAUUGUCAAGGCGGAAGGGAACAAGUAAGCGUUUGUUAAAAUUCACCGGAAUCACAUCGACGUUCCAAAGAUAAACCCCGAUAGAUCAAGGAAUCGAAUUCCUUCGCUGCCUUGUCUGUCGGAGAUUCCACCGAGUUGCUGUAAUUACAUAUACACAUAUACGAGGAUCCUUACACUUUCGUUGAUACAUGUAAGAGAGUGAUAAAAAGCGCAAGAGAAGAGAGGAGAAGAGAACACGUUUUGCCAAUCACCUCACGGCACAAAUCAUAUAACGAUUUGUCCAUAUGAGCGGAUAUACACGUUGAGUCGUUUACGCGCCGAUAACGAUAAGACGCUUCGAUGAAGCUGGAUCUUCGCGGAUAUUCCGCCCGCCGCCACCUCUUCCCGCCCCACCACGAGCCUAGCUGUGCGAAUUGUUGGGCGAUUUCAUUUCCGUUUUUACAACGACGUAAUGAAAUAUGUACGAGGACUUAGGUGCACUUAAGGACACGCCGAUUAAUUCAAUGUACAAAGAAUGCAAUGCCAGAGGAAAAACUGUUACCAGGUCUUUCCUUUCUUUCCGCGCCUUUAUUCUGUUUUUUUUGUUUUUAAUUUUAAGUACGUGUUAAUAAAUAAAAUAAUCAGUGUUCUGUGAUGUGAUUCUAUUUCGGCGAAACACAAUCCGUGACUAAGAUCAAUUCCAAA
This is a messenger RNA of Odontomachus brunneus, 2791 nucleotides long. RefSeq names its product ets DNA-binding protein pokkuri (gene aop). The transcript is spliced from 6 exons. Gene Ontology annotation, biological process: cell differentiation; regulation of transcription by RNA polymerase II. Gene Ontology annotation, molecular function: DNA-binding transcription factor activity, RNA polymerase II-specific; sequence-specific DNA binding. Lineage: Eukaryota; Metazoa; Arthropoda; Insecta; Hymenoptera; Formicidae. Gene Ontology annotation, cellular component: nucleus. The coding region runs from base 16 to 1599 and encodes 527 amino acids. The record is from RefSeq and is a predicted model, not a curated record.